This is a messenger RNA of Penaeus vannamei (Pacific white shrimp), 2110 nucleotides long. RefSeq lists its product as uncharacterized. The record is from RefSeq and is a predicted model, not a curated record. Gene Ontology annotation, cellular component: plasma membrane. NCBI's taxonomy places the organism in Eukaryota, Metazoa, Arthropoda, Malacostraca, Decapoda, Penaeidae. Gene Ontology annotation, biological process: nucleoside transmembrane transport. Gene Ontology annotation, molecular function: nucleoside:sodium symporter activity.
UCGUUCCUCGGGCCAAUUCAAUUUUGGGAAUUAGACAGUUUUCAGACGCCGAGCUGGAAAGACUGUUUUCUGGGCUCAGGUGAUUUUACAUCCGGGUUUCUCAGUGUCCUCUACUUCCGGGCGAGAUGUCCGAACCCGGAAUUUCGAGCAUGGUUUCGAACGGGUUGAGUCGGGACCGAAACGCCGCAUAUGUCAACGGCGGCUUCGAAGAUGUGGACUUGGAAACUGGGUUCCCUGCAGAGGAUAAAAGGGCGGCGGCUGAGGACUACAGUUUGUUUUCAAUGUUACCGAAUUCGGGACAAAUCCAGGACUUUAUCGAUAAUCGGCUGCCUGUAAAGGAGAUGCGGGACUACAAGCACGUGCUUCUGAGUCUCGUGUUGGGUGGCGGGUACAUCCUCUACUUCGCCUCCGUCAUGGUCAUCAAAACUAAAAUUGAGGAUACGGAUUACUGGUGUGACGCAGACGGGUUGCUUAUCAUCCUGACGAUACUAGUGGGAUUAGGACUCCUGUAUUUCCAGGUAUUCAAGCCAUUACUAGGCAAGAAAUUCACAGAAGUCGUCGUCAAACCGUGCAGUCGAACACUUCGCCCAUUCAUAAACGGUCGGUUCGCAAGUCUCAUUGGGUGCUUGCUGGUGGCCGCGGUGGUCGUCGUGGUGGUGGUCGUCGACUCCUGGAACGACCAGAUACGAAUGCAGAGCCUCAUUGGGAUAUUUGUGCUGCUGCUCCUCGGUUUCCUCUUCUCGGCGGCGCCACGGAAGGUGCGAUGGCGCCACGUGGCCUGGGGAAUGACGCUGCAGUUCCUGCUGGGCCUGCUCAUCCUGCGCUGGUCCGUGGGGCGCGCCGUGUUCCAGUGCGUGUCCGGGAAGGUGGCCACGUUCCUCGCCUACACCGACCAGGGCUCCAGCUUCGUGUUCGGGGCGCUCGUGUCCGAAAUGGGAAUCUUCGCAUUUUCGGUGCUCUCGGUGAUCCUGUUCUUCAGCUUCUGCAUCCAGAUCCUGUACUACUGGGGCGUGAUGCAGUGGGUCGUCAUCAAGCUAGGCUGGGUCCUGCAGGUCACCGUCGGCACCACCGCCUGCGAGAGUGUCAACGCCGCUGCCAACAUCUUCCUCGGGCAGACCGAAGCUCCCCUGCUGAUCAAGCCGUACCUGCCGCUUAUGACCAAGUCGGAGCUGCACGCUGUCAUGACGGGCGGCUUCGCUACCAUCGCCGGCUCCGUCCUGGCCGCCUACAUCUCCUUCGGCGUCGACCCCGCCCACCUCAUCUCCGCCUCCGUCAUGAGCGCCCCCGCCGCCCUCGCCUACGCUAAGCUCUUCUACCCGGAGACUGAGGUGUCGAGGACGACCACGAGUGACAUCCAGAUCGAGAAAGGCGAGGAGUCGAACUGGCUGCACGCUGCCAUGGUGGGCGUGACCAACGCCAUCCCGCUCGUGGCCAACAUCGCCGCCAACCUCAUCGCCUUCUACGCCUUCAUCGCCUUCUGCAACGGCGUCUUCGACUGGACCUGCACUCUGGCUGGGGCGGCGGAGGGCACGUGCACGCUCGAGUCGUUGUUCGGGUGGAUCUUCAUGCCGCUGGCGUGGGUAAUGGGCGUGCAGUGGGCGGAGUGCGAGAAGGUGGGCGAGCUGAUCGGAAUCAAGACCAUCGCGAACGAGUUCCUAGCGUACCAGAGGCUCUCCGAAAUGCUGAAGAACGGAGAACUGUCGAAACGCGCCGAGAUCAUCGCCACGUACGCCCUGUGCGGCUUCAGCAACCUCAGCUCCAUCGGCAUCAACCUGGGCGGCUUCAGCGCCAUGGCCCCCGACAGGAAGGCCGACCUGGCCAAGGUCGUCGUGAGGGCCAUGAUCGCGGGGAGCGCGGCCUGCUUCCUCACAGCUUGUGUGGCGGGAACACUUAUCAGCGACCUUCCCGAAAGCUAAACGAGACUAAACAGUUUUGUUUGGGGAAAGGAUGGUUCGAUGGGUCUUGUAUAUAUAGAAAUAAUUACGAAAAUACUUUAAGGCAGCUAGAGACAAUUUGUUAUCAUUUCUACUGGAAAGAAUGUUUUUUUUAUUAAACAAAUUAUAAUCAUUGUUAAAUUUAUCAGUAAUCAUGAUGUCAAUAUGGUUUUUAA